Trifolium pratense (red clover) is the source of this 1275-nucleotide messenger RNA. RefSeq names its product transcription factor MYB64-like. Gene Ontology annotation, biological process: regulation of DNA-templated transcription. The transcript is spliced from 3 exons. The record is from RefSeq and is a predicted model, not a curated record. Gene Ontology annotation, cellular component: nucleus. Gene Ontology annotation, molecular function: DNA-binding transcription factor activity, RNA polymerase II-specific; RNA polymerase II cis-regulatory region sequence-specific DNA binding. The coding region runs from base 1 to 1275 and encodes 424 amino acids. NCBI's taxonomy places the organism in Eukaryota, Viridiplantae, Streptophyta, Magnoliopsida, Fabales, Fabaceae.
AUGAAAGAAGUACGUGUAGGUGGUGGUGAUCAUAUAAAGAUCACCAACCACUCUUCAAUUGGUCCUCAUUUGAGUGCAAUUGAUAGAUUCUUAUGGGGUCAACAAAACCAUAUCCCUCAAAAGAAAUUUCAACAAAGUGUUGAUGAUCAAAAUAUGUGUAGCUUUGAUUAUUCUAAUGCUUUACCCUAUAGUUUUAUGUGGCCUAAUAAUAACAUGAUUAUGACUCAAGAAGCUAGCUUUGUUGAUCAUCUAUUGGCAAAUGAAGAGGUGAUGAAUUGGUCAGACCAAAUUCCUUCAUUGUGUGUGGAGAAAGAAGAUGUGGUCAAUGGUUUAGGAAAGGGUGCAAAAGUUGGAAGAAAACCUAAGAAAGUGCCUUCUUUUUCUUUGAUCAAAGGACAAUGGACCGAAGAAGAAGACAAGAAAUUGGUGAAAUUGGUGAAGCAACAUGGUGUAAGAAAAUGGUCUCAAAUAGCUGAGAAGUUGGAAGGAAGAGCUGGAAAGCAGUGUCGAGAGAGAUGGCAUAAUCAUCUUAGGCCUGAUAUUAAAAAAGAUAGUUGGAGCGAAGAAGAAGAAAGAAUACUAGUAGAAAGCCAUGGCACGAUUGGAAACCGUUGGGCUGAGAUAGCAAAGAAAAUUCCCGGAAGAACUGAGAAUGCAAUCAAGAAUCAUUGGAAUGCAACAAAAAGGAGACAAAAUUCGAGGAGAAAGAACAAAAGGCCUCAAACCACAAAUGGUAAACCACAAUCUUCUAUUCUCCAAGACUAUAUCAAAACUUUGACUCAAAAACCGUCCACUACUACUACCACUACUACUACUGCUGCGUCUAGCUCCACGUCAGGAAUAUCUGAGGACCCUUCUUCAAACCAAUCCAACCUUGUUUUUUCCGGCCUUUCUCAUGAAAAUUCGUCGUCACCACUUAUAGAUGAAUCUUAUGAUGAUGAACUUCUCUUCAUGCAACAACUUUUCAAAGCAAAUAAUAAUGCUGAGCCAGUUAACCCCUUCUACAAGAAACCCUCUUCAAAUUCUUAUUCAUUGGAUUAUUCUCCUCAAACUAAUAACAAUAAUCAGAUUCUCUCUGAUGUUAAUGAUCAUGGUUUUGUUCAUUCCAAUUACAAUUCCAAUUCCAAUUACCCUAUGAUGAAUAACCUUAAUUCUGAUCACUACUUUUCACCAAUGCUGAAUGGAAUUCAUCACAACCAAAGUAAUGUGAAUUAUUCAGAUGGAAAGAGAGAGAUGGAUUUGUUGGAGUUGGUUUCUUCUGCUCAGUUUUUUUAA